This is a messenger RNA of Tripterygium wilfordii, 327 nucleotides long. Its product is annotated as CLAVATA3/ESR (CLE)-related protein 22. NCBI's taxonomy places the organism in Eukaryota, Viridiplantae, Streptophyta, Magnoliopsida, Celastrales, Celastraceae. The record is from RefSeq and is a predicted model, not a curated record. The transcript has a single exon. Gene Ontology annotation, biological process: system development. Bases 1 to 327 code for a protein of 108 amino acids.
AUGAAAAGCUUGAGAAGAUCUAGAAGAGGCGGAGGAGGGGUUUGCUUGUCUGUGCUGCUGCUGCUUCUGCUGCUGCUGAUGAUGAUGUUGAUGAUGCUGAUGCAGUUGGAGAACACAUCAUGUUAUGGAUUUGGUCAUCAAGAGAAGAAGAUAAACAGAUUAUUCAAAGGUAAUCCUGGUACUGGGUCUUCAAACUCUGAUCAUUAUAAGGAAGCAAGAGUUCAUCCUGUCAAGUCUAAAGGAGGAGGUGGUGGUGGAGAUGAUGACAUUUUUGGAGUUGAAAAGAGGAAAAUCCACACAGGACCAAAUCCUUUACACAACAGAUGA